AUGCUUCCUCGUCUGGCUUCUUGUUGCUGGAGUGCUCGAUUCCUCUCUCACUCUUUGCUGUUGUCUCCUCUCACUUCCACCAGGUAUAACACGAAGUGUCUUGUUAAUUACAACAUGACUGUGGACAACAAUUUGCUAGCCGAACCUAUGAGGCGUGCUAAUUUUCGAUUAUGCAAUGUGUCAGGUCACAUUUCUGAAGUAUUGGAGAUUCGAGCUGAGGCUCCUAAAUUGCAUGUCCUGUUUGUUCCUGGAAACCCAGGAGUUAUUUUAUUCUACAAGGACUUUGUGGAAUUUCUAUAUGAGCUACUGGAGGGAACUGCGUCUGUGACAGUCAUGUUUCUCCGUGAAUUAGCAGCUAUUGGCCAUGUUUCUCACUCAAGAAAGGACUUGGAAAAAGGACGCAUGUUUUCUUUACAAGAACAAAUUGAUCACAAGAUUGAUUUCAUCCGAGAGGAAUUGCAAAAUAUUGAGAUUCCUAUAUUACUGGUUGGGCACUCUAUUGGUUCAUACAUAUCUAUUGAAAUUUUCAAGAAGUCUCCAGAGAAGGUGAAAUAUUGCAUUGGACUUUAUCCAUUUUUGACAUUAAACCUGCAGUCAACAACACAGUUAUUUAUUGGAAAAAUUGCAAAGUCUCAAGUUCUAGCUUCUGCUCUUAGUUACCUGAUAGCAUCAUUAGGAUUGUUACCUGUUCGGGCUUUAAGGUUUAUGGUCAGAAAAUCCCUUGGGAAGUCAUGGUCAGUCAAUGCAGUUGAGGCUGCAUGCUCUCACUUGUCCCAGUACCAUACCAUGCGGAAUGUCCUGUAUAUGGCCAUGACUGAGUUCCGAAAGCUUUCAGAGACACCAGAUUGGACAUUUAUGAGAGAAAGGAAGGCUCAAUUGGCAUUUUUAUUUGGUGUUGACGAUCACUGGGGCCCACUUAAUUUGCUUGAAGAGUCUGGGAGUGCCUCCAUCGGAGAGCAUGUGUAA
Sphenostylis stenocarpa is the source of this 966-nucleotide messenger RNA. NCBI's taxonomy places the organism in Eukaryota, Viridiplantae, Streptophyta, Magnoliopsida, Fabales, Fabaceae. The record is from the annotation of a GenBank genome assembly.